This is a messenger RNA of Rhododendron vialii, 2259 nucleotides long. RefSeq names its product NADP-dependent malic enzyme. Gene Ontology annotation, molecular function: malate dehydrogenase (decarboxylating) (NAD+) activity; malate dehydrogenase (decarboxylating) (NADP+) activity; NAD binding. The record is from RefSeq and is a predicted model, not a curated record. The transcript has 19 exons. Gene Ontology annotation, cellular component: chloroplast. Lineage: Eukaryota; Viridiplantae; Streptophyta; Magnoliopsida; Ericales; Ericaceae. Gene Ontology annotation, biological process: malate metabolic process; pyruvate metabolic process. Bases 280 to 2058 code for a protein of 592 amino acids.
UCCACUUGCUCAAAUCCACGGCCGACACCUUUUUCCGUUAUUAUUUCUUCUGUGAUGUCUUUUUUUGGAUUCCGACACGGUGGAAAGAGAGAACCAAUAAUUGUACUCCCACGUCUUAUCUGUUUUGGAUAUUCUCUCCUCACUUAGUACCUACUCCAACGAACCAGGGCAGAAGAUCAAGGAACCCUUCAGUAUAAUUGUACUACUUGAGAGAAAGAUACUUAAGAGAGAGACAGAGACUACUUGAGAGAGAGACAGAGACUUGAAUCUGACUCUGAGAUGGAUAGUACUACGAAGAAAGUGAGGCCGGGUGGCGCGUCGGUGCUCGAUUUCGACCUCAAGUCCACCGUUGGGGGCGGCGUUGAGGAUGCUUACGGCGAGGAUCGUGCCACAGAGGAUCAACUAGUCACCCCCUGGACUAUCACCGUUGCUAGCGGGUAUAGUUUGUUGAGAGACCCGCACCAUAACAAGGGGCUAGCAUUCACUUUGAAGGAGAGGGAUGCUCAUUACAUACGUGGUCUGCUGCCACCAGUGGUUAUGAGUCAGGAGCUUCAGGAGAAGAAACUGUUGCACAAUAUCCGCCAGUAUCAACUCCCACUGCAGAAGUACACGGCCAUGAUGGACCUUGCGGAGAGGAACGAGAGGCUGUUCUACAAGCUUCUUAUUGACAAUGUCGAGGAACUUCUUCCAGUUGUCUAUACACCAACUGUUGGCGAGGCUUGCCAGAAAUAUGGGAGCAUUUUUCAACGCCCUCAGGGCCUCUACAUUAGCUUAAAGGAGAAAGGAAAGAUUCUCGAGGUGUUGAAAAACUGGCCUGAGAGGAGCAUUCAAGUUAUUGUCGUGACUGAUGGUGAGCGAAUUUUAGGACUUGGAGAUCUUGGCUGCCAGGGAAUGGGAAUACCUGUUGGCAAACUGGCUCUGUACACAGCACUUGGAGGGGUUAGACCUUCUUCGUGUCUGCCCAUAACCAUUGAUGUGGGGACAAAUAAUGAGAAGUUGUUGAACGAUGAGUUUUACAUCGGGCUCAAACAAAGGAGGGCAACUGGGAAGGAAUAUGCAGACCUUCUUGAGGAAUUCAUGAGUGCUGUCAAGCAGAACUAUGGUGAAAAAGUACUCAUUCAGUUUGAAGAUUUUGCAAACCACAAUGCUUUUGAUCUGCUAGCAAAAUAUAGUACUACUCAUCUUGUCUUCAAUGAUGAUAUACAGGGGACAGCAGCUGUGGUUCUUGCAGGGCUUGUUGGUGCACUCAAGUUACUUGGUGGUACCUUGGGUGACCACAAAUUUUUAUUUCUUGGUGCCGGGGAAGCUGGAACUGGAAUAGCGGAACUUAUAGCUCUUGAGAUGUCAAAACAGACUAAAGCUCCUGUGGAAGAGACCCGCAAGAAUAUAUGGCUUGUCGACUCAAAAGGAUUAAUUGUUAGUUCUCGUAAGGAUUCCCUUCAGCACUUCAAGAAGCCUUGGGCUCAUGAACAUCCACCCGCAACGACUCUUUUAGAUGCUGUCAAGGCUAUCAAGCCAACGGUUCUAAUUGGAACAUCUGGAGUAGGAAGCACAUUUACAAAAGAGGUGGUUGAGGCCAUGGCAGAAUUCAAUGAGAAACCUCUUAUUUUGGCCCUCUCCAACCCGACCUCGCAAUCUGAGUGCACUGCUGAAGAAGCAUACAAAUGGACUCAGGGCCGUGCAAUUUAUGCCAGUGGAAGUCCGUUUGAUCCUGUUGAAUACAAUGGAAAAGUUCACGUACCUGGCCAGGCAAACAAUGCGUACAUUUUUCCUGGAUUGGGUUUAGGUUUGGUCAUUUCUGGUGCAAUUCGGGUUCACGAUGACAUGCUUCUGGCAGCCUCGGAGGGUUUGGCUGGGCAAGUAACGAAAGAGAACUGUGAAAAGGGUUUGAUCUAUCCGCCAUUCUGUAAUAUCAGAAAGAUCUCUGCCCAUAUUGCUGCUAAUGUAGCUGCUAAAGCAUAUGAACUCGGGUUGGCAUCAAGACUCCCUCGACCCGAGAAUCUGGUGAAGUAUGCCGAAAGCUGCAUGUAUACUCCCAACUACAGAACCUACCGGUGAUAUUGUGAUUGAAAUCUACAGCUUGUUUUUACUUAUUGUGUUUAACUGAAGUAGUGUCCUUUGUGUUUUCCUUAUGAAAUCUACCUCUAGGUCUCCCCUCUUGAGGAUGUAUCUUUCGUAAUUUUCCUGCUCGAUUGUAAUACUUGAAUAAUGUAUUUUUAAUAAUGUUAUAAACGUAACAGAGCCUGUGUUCAAGAUUCA